Messenger RNA from Desarmillaria tabescens, 756 nucleotides. RefSeq lists its product as uncharacterized. Bases 1 to 756 code for a protein of 251 amino acids. The transcript is spliced from 7 exons. NCBI's taxonomy places the organism in Eukaryota, Fungi, Basidiomycota, Agaricomycetes, Agaricales, Physalacriaceae. The record is from RefSeq and is a predicted model, not a curated record.
AUGCAGGGAACACCACUUCUGUUCCAGCCGUCGGCACUUUUCUCGGCCUGCUUCUCAUCGCUCAUCAUACCGAGUGUAUCCGUGAAGAACCCAUGGAAGCUUUGCGCACGCACCUCGUUGCACCCGUAUCUCUCGGGAAUUAAGCCGAUGCAGCGUCAUACGUCGCUCAUGUGUGACUCUUUGCAACUCUUGCAUGACUCUGGCAGCGUCUCCUUCGAGUAUGGCCGUGCUAAUGCCGCUGCGCUGUCACUAAGACCAAGACCCCAGGAAGCAGCAGUUGGGAGCACUUCUCGGCUGGCGGGCGGGUGUCAGAUCCAGGUUAAGUUUUCCAUCUCUGACGCCUUUGCUAUCAAAGGAGCGAGAGGGGUGUCUGAAUCUCCAGGGAAUCCUUCCUUGUAUGGCCUUGAAGAGGCAUCCUCAAUCGUAGAGAGUGACUCAUUGUCUAGUGGAAGACGCUGGUGUAUGAGUGGCGACGAGAGGAAGGUUCUUAAUUUGGUGUUGAAUCCUGUCGGAAGUAACAAGCAAUUUUCAUCUUGUGGUCAAUAUGAAGAGAACGCCACGUCGCCUGCUAAUACAUCUCUACUCCCGCCGGCAUCAAGCGUUUCAUGUAAACCCCCGACUGUUGUUGGCCCAGGUUGGAGAAUCAUGCGCGAUCUGGCCAUCACCAUGAAGUUUAAGGAGCAGUUAGCUGUCUAUCUGUUCUAUAUAUCAAUUCGGCCUUCUCCCUCCCUUCUGCUCCCGCACAGAUCUUAUUGA